Messenger RNA from Knipowitschia caucasica, 507 nucleotides. The record is from the annotation of a GenBank genome assembly. NCBI's taxonomy places the organism in Eukaryota, Metazoa, Chordata, Actinopteri, Gobiiformes, Gobiidae.
AUGGUACAAAAGAGGGAUGACUUUAGCUUUCAAAAGAGCAGUCACACAAAUGCUGUUGUUUUUGUCAUUGUGCGGCAUGGACACUAUUGUCAAAUUAACCGCGGAGUGGCAGAGGACCAGGCAGAGGACCAGGCAGAGGACCAGGCACAGGACCAUGUAGAGGACCAUGUAGAGGACCAGGCAGAGGACCAGGCAGAGGACCAGGCAGAGGACCAGGCAGAAGACCAGGCAGAGGACCAGGCAGAGGACCAGGCAGAGGACCAGGCAGAGGACCAGGCAGAAGACCAGGCAGAAGACCAGGCAGAGGACCAUGCAGAUGGUGCAGAGUGGGACUUGAACUUUGCUCGCCCCGUCUUCUCGUUUCCUGCGUUUCCGCUCAGCUCCAAAUCCACGGAGGCAGCACCCACCGAACUCUGUCUGCGCCUCCUCCAGGAAGUCUCUCAUCAAAGCACCUCCUCGUGGAUCAGGCCGUCCUCCGGGCCCCUAAUGCACGGCCAAUCAGAUUAG